Molecule: messenger RNA, 681 nt
Organism: Microtus oregoni (creeping vole)
Lineage: Eukaryota; Metazoa; Chordata; Mammalia; Rodentia; Cricetidae
Product: killer cell lectin-like receptor subfamily B member 1B allele C
Exons: 6
Coding region: 1-681 (226 amino acids)
Source: RefSeq, a predicted model, not a curated record
AUGGAUGCAUCAGUGGUCUACGAUAACUUAAACCAAGCCAAUACCCAAGAGCCUAAGCAGGCAUCCCCUCCAGCUCCUCCCGCAGACAGCUGCUGGUGCCCACGCUGGCAUCGGUUGGCUCUGAAACUUGGCUGUCUAUGGCUGAUCCUUCUUGUCCUGAUUGUGGUUAAACUCAGUAUCUUAGUACAAAAAACACCAGUAGGAAAAGGCAUUCAAGAGAACAAGACGAAAGCAACAGUCGAAAAAUGCAAUGUGAACGUUUCAGAGAGCAGUACGAAGGCAACAGAGAGUCCAGUUCAGCUAACAUGCCCCUCUGGCUGGCUGCCACACCGAGAGAAAUGCAUACAGUUUUCUCAAGAGACCGGUGUUUGGAAGGACGGUCUAUCUAACUGCACUAGAAAAGGAGCCACUUUGCUGCUCAUUCAAGACCAAGAAGAACUGAGAUUCGUAAAGGACUCGUUAAAGAUAAGAGGACAUUUAUUUUGGAUUGGACUAAAUUAUUCCAUGUCAGAGAAGCACUGGAGAUGGAUAAACGGCUCCACUUUAAGUUCUGAUGUAUUGAACAUCAUAGGCGAUGCUGUAAGAAACAGCUGUGUUGCCAUCUCAAAGGACAAAUCGGUUUCUGAAAGCUGUGAUUCAGAAAAGAAGUGGAUCUGCCAGAAGAAACUAAAACAUCUCUGA